Daphnia magna is the source of this 2448-nucleotide messenger RNA. RefSeq lists its product as uncharacterized. The transcript is spliced from 7 exons. The record is from RefSeq and is a predicted model, not a curated record. The coding region runs from base 382 to 1428 and encodes 348 amino acids. Lineage: Eukaryota; Metazoa; Arthropoda; Branchiopoda; Diplostraca; Daphniidae.
CACAAGUAGUCCAUCCAGGCAUCAGAAAGGACGUUCAAGUUACCUACAGACCACCUCUUUUAAUAGAUAGCUCGCAGUUUGUUUUUGUUUUUUUCAACUAGGGUAGAAAUAAACUCCCGUUUUCCGGUUCAAAACGCAACAGUUAUCUCCAUCAGCUUCACUUAAUAAUCUACAUCCAUUGUCAAGCCGUGCUUGCGCAACUUGUUGUGUUACUUAUUGGCAAACUCUUUUUCAAAAACAAUAGUUCGGAAAAAAAGAAAAAAAAGAAAGAAAACAAACAAACAAAACACAUCGGAAGCACACAAAACAGUGUGCAUUUGAGCGCUUCACGUUCAGUUGUUUUUACGGAACCGACAAACAGCUUUGUGAGUUGGCAACAGAAUGGAAAAUCCACUGCUAUUCGUCACGCUCAGCGUUUUUCUAUUGCAUUUCAAUUUGGGAGGCGUCCGAGGAGUAAGCAUCACGUCAAUUCAAGUGCCACCAGCCGUGGAAAAUGGAAGCGCGUCUGUGGUACUAGACUGCGACUACUCGUUGGCUUCCCACGAGAAGCAGGGGCUCGUCGUUCAGUGGUUCUUUCGCGACCACCCUCUUCCUGUAUAUCAAUGGAUUCCGGGCAAGAGGCCUCAAGAUAAUGGACCGCUUAAAGGUCGCCUGAACUUGGAAUACCGUGCUUCAGAAGAUCCCUAUCACCGGCAUAGGGCACUAGAAAUCUUGAACCCCUCUACCGAUCUCGGAGGCGAUUACCGCUGCAAAGUAGCCACAUUUGACAACGAAGACAGUCAGAACGCUCACAUGGUGGUAUAUGUGCCAGCAGCUUCGUUCACAGUAGAAAAGACCAAACCAACGACAUCCACAGUGAAUGUGACCUGUAAGGUCGAAGGCGUUUACCCGCUUCCCCAACUUGAGUUGAUCCAGGAGGACGGACCCCAUGGAAAUAGGAUGGUUGUGAAAGAGACAACACUUUACAUCUCGUCACGAGGCGGGCGCUACGAUGCUACCUUGCACCGAGUUUUAGAAGACAAACAACUACCGUCUGAUGCCGCUUUCGAGUGCCUCCUGUCUUUGCCAGCGACCGAGUAUCAAACUGCCCAGAAGAUAACUUAUCAACCAGGUGCGCCUUUGGAUGGCGGUAUCAUCCCCCAAGCGGCUAAUGAUAUAAAUGAGGAUCACUCACACAUCGGGAUGGGUUCUGGUGGUGGAAUAAGCAUUCCUUCCGUUUCUGCACCACAUCGUUCUCUGGAUGCUAUUGCAUCUCCAGCAGGGGACACAACCAUUGAAGAUGAUUCCGAGAACGCUAGUGUAUGGCAAAGCGGCACAGGGCGAGGCAUUCGAGCUCAUGAAACCACUACUGAUAAUGGAGCAAAUGUGCAUAAACGACCCCAAAUCCUCGCUCUUUUGUUGGCGUUUUUCGUCAUGGUCAGCCUUUGAUUUAAUUUGCUGCUCAUCUCCGCGUCCGCCUAGUUUCCCUCUUAUCCUUGUAUACAUUUAUUCUUGUAAAAUUAAUUAUCUUCCUUGCUUCGACGGGGAUAGAGACGAUGAAGCUUCACUUUGCUCUAACCAAACAGUCAAUCUAAACAGUUGAUCUUCGUCGCUCACAAAAUGUCAAGCACUCAAAAAAAUAUUUCUUUAAAUACUAUAAAUAUUUGCAGUUGUAAGCCAGAGUAGGAUUAAUAUGGUAGAAGCUACAUACUGCAUAUGCAUUGUGACCUUAAUGCUUAUACAUGAUUUUAAAACAUGUUCCUGACAGGCAUUCACAGUGGCUUUAGCUUUGCCGUUUGCGUCUACCCCCCCAUUUUAUUAUAACUACGUGCCCCACAUGGAACUUUCUCCGCCUUGUCAGUAUGUGGCAUAUUUCAUCUUGUCAUCAAAUGAAGUUGCUAAAGGACAUGAAUUCGCUUCAUUUGUGUAUUUUUCUAUAAAAAAUCUUCUUUGCGUUUGUAGCUACACAGUUAGUCGUGCUAAAUGUCUAGUCAUCAAUGACCAACAAUGGCAGUGGCCUUGAUUUUCUCGCAAUGUUUAAUAAUUUCGGGAAUGUGUUAUGCAAUCAACGCCUAUAGAUGUAUUACCAAUAUCGACUAACCCCUUUUUUUCAAUCCUUUCUCGUUGAUUCUUCAAUGGAACAUGGGUGGUAUUCAGUGGAAAGUUAGGUAACAAGUUCAACAGCCUUGUGAAGAAAAACGUAUUCCAUGGACAAAUUCUAGCUGAUCUUUCCGAAGUUUUCCUAAUGUAGAAUCAUGUAUGCCCUUCAUAUUGUAAUCCGCUGGUGGAACCAACAAGUUCUUUGCCAAUAUAAAUAUUUAAGAAAAAUAUAAGAAAUAAAACCAAAGAAAAAACAUACAAGCAGACAAAACGACAAUGUGUUAUUUGUACAGAUAUUUCUGAGAACAUGUAGUCUGUUCUACGCAAAUGUUCGAAAUCAGUUCUUAAAUACAGAGGAAAUUCAGUUUA